AUGGCGAAUUUCAGAAGACCCGCACACAACGACAGAGCUUUCAGAAUAUCAACUAUGGCGCCGCGGUUCGCGAGCCGGCUAGCCAAUGUCUUCGCAUCCAAUGUUUUUUUAGUGUUCCUGAUAUCUAUUGAGCUGGUUGCGUGGCAGAGUGGAGCAUCAGCGCUGGCCAACUGCCCAGGUGGCUGCAGCUGCAACGACGAUACGCUAGUGGUGGUGUGCGAAGAAAGCCGGCUAGACGUGCUUCCGAUUGCUCUAAACCCCUCCAUACAAAGACUUAUAAUUCGCAACAACAAAAUCAAGACUAUCGACGCAUCUAUGCAGUUUUACACUGAACUACAGCAUUUAGAUUUGUCGCAAAAUCAUCUUGUCAAUAUUCCAACAAAGUCAUUCUCUUUCCAAAAGAAAUUACAAGAGUUACAUUUAAAUCACAACAAACUCUCAUCAGUAAGUAACGCUACGUUUCAAGGACUCAAUUCCCUGACCGUUCUUAACUUGAAACACAAUUUCCUGGAAGAGCUUACAAACAGCGUAUUUUCCACUCUGCCCAGACUAGAAGAACUAAACUUGGGACAGAAUAGAAUAUCCAGAAUCGAGCCGCGAGCGUUCGCUGGUCUAUCAGCUUUAAGAAUUCUUUACUUGGACGACAACCAGCUAAGUUCUGUACCUACUGGUUCAUUUAGCUUACUAGGAAGUCUUGCAGAACUCCACGUAGGACUUAAUGCUUUUUCUUAUCUACCUGACGACGCUUUUGCCGGCCUUAACAGAUUAGCGGUCUUAGAUCUUAACGGAGCCGGUCUGUCCAAUAUCAGUGAAUAUGCAUUCAGAGGCCUUCCUGGACUUAGAAGUCUCAAUUUGUUUGGAAACCGCUUAAGCACUGUUCCUACGGAUCAACUUGCCAGUCUCACGCGGUUAGAAGAAUUAUAUUUGGGUCAGAAUGAUUUAAUUUCCUUGGAAAUUCAUUCCUUUAAAGGAUUAAAGAAUCUAAAGCUAAUAGACAUUACAGGGGCGACUCAACUCGAAAGCAUUAGUAAAGGUUCUUUCGAAGAUAAUUUAAACUUGGAAACUAUAAUUCUGGCAAACAACAAGAAAUUAGCAAUCAUAGAGGAGGGAAGUCUGCUGGGUCUUCCUAAAUUGAGACACGUAUCUCUGCGAGAUAACGCCAUUAUAACUUUGAGCGAAACGACGUUUGUUGGAAAAGAGCUGAGGCAACUAGAUUUAACGGACAACCCCAUUUUUUGUGACUGCCAACUAUUAUGGCUUCGGGAACUCCUGAAUGAGAAAAGCAAUUUCACACAGAUACAGUGCGCUAGUCCAGAACAUUUGAAAGAUAAAUACCUAAAGACACUGAAUGCCGACGACCUAGGCUGUGUUCUUCAUGAUUCACGACAACAAACAAUAAUAUGUAUCAUUGUUGUCGCGUGCGUUGCGACCAUAGCAACAUUAGUUCUCAUUCUAUAUAGAUAUCGGAAGAGUAUGCAGGAAAAGCUAAAAGACUAUAAGUGGAAUAAGGGACGAAAGAACCUCGAGUAUCAUAAACCCAUAUCUACAGAAGAGGAUUGUAUCGUACGCGGCAUCCACCCAUCUCAGUACCCCGCACCGCCGUCCCACGCUCCCGGCCUUAGGCCUAUUCCGGUGACGGAACUGUAG
Molecule: messenger RNA, 1647 nt
Organism: Leptosia nina
Lineage: Eukaryota; Metazoa; Arthropoda; Insecta; Lepidoptera; Pieridae
Source: the annotation of a GenBank genome assembly